Molecule: messenger RNA, 3322 nt
Organism: Jaculus jaculus (lesser Egyptian jerboa)
Lineage: Eukaryota; Metazoa; Chordata; Mammalia; Rodentia; Dipodidae
Gene: Ubc
Product: ubiquitin C
Exons: 2
Coding region: 145-3273 (1042 amino acids)
Biological process (GO): modification-dependent protein catabolic process; protein ubiquitination
Cellular component (GO): nucleus; cytoplasm
Molecular function (GO): ubiquitin protein ligase binding; protein tag activity
Source: RefSeq, a predicted model, not a curated record
AAAGUAGUCCCUCCGGACGUUUCCGCGGAGGGAUCUUCGAGUGGGCGGGGCUUGUGACUAUAUGAGGCGGCGCUGGGCGGUGCUCCCAGAGGACGAGAGGACGCGUUCUGUCGUCGCACUUGCGUGAGGACCGCCGCCGUGAAGAUGCAGAUCUUUGUGAAGACCCUGACCGGCAAGACCAUCACCCUGGAGGUGGAGCCCAGUGACACCAUCGAGAAUGUCAAGGCAAAGAUCCAGGACAAAGAGGGCAUCCCCCCUGACCAGCAGAGGCUGAUCUUUGCCGGCAAGCAGCUAGAAGAUGGCCGCACCCUGUCUGACUACAACAUCCAGAAGGAGUCCACCCUGCACCUGGUGCUCCGUCUCAGAGGUGGGAUGCAGAUCUUUGUGAAGACGCUGACCGGCAAGACCAUCACCCUGGAGGUGGAGCCCAGUGACACCAUCGAGAACGUCAAGGCAAAGAUCCAGGACAAAGAGGGCAUCCCCCCUGACCAGCAGAGGCUGAUCUUUGCCGGCAAGCAGCUGGAAGAUGGCCGCACCCUGUCUGACUACAACAUCCAGAAGGAGUCCACCCUGCACCUGGUGCUCCGUCUCAGAGGUGGGAUGCAGAUCUUUGUGAAGACCCUGACCGGCAAGACCAUCACCCUGGAGGUGGAGCCCAGUGACACCAUCGAGAAUGUCAAGGCAAAGAUCCAGGACAAAGAGGGCAUCCCCCCUGACCAGCAGAGGCUGAUCUUUGCCGGCAAGCAGCUAGAAGAUGGCCGCACCCUGUCUGACUACAACAUCCAGAAGGAGUCCACCCUGCACCUGGUGCUCCGUCUCAGAGGUGGGAUGCAGAUCUUUGUGAAGACCCUGACCGGCAAGACCAUCACCCUGGAGGUGGAACCCAGUGACACCAUCGAGAACGUCAAGGCAAAGAUCCAGGACAAAGAGGGCAUCCCCCCUGACCAGCAGAGGCUGAUCUUUGCCGGCAAGCAGCUGGAAGAUGGCCGCACCUUGUCUGACUACAACAUCCAGAAGGAGUCCACCCUGCACCUGGUGCUCCGUCUCAGAGGUGGGAUGCAGAUCUUUGUGAAGACGCUGACCGGCAAGACCAUCACCCUGGAGGUGGAGCCCAGUGACACCAUCGAGAACGUCAAGGCAAAGAUCCAGGACAAAGAGGGCAUCCCCCCUGACCAGCAGAGGCUGAUCUUUGCCGGCAAGCAGCUGGAAGAUGGCCGCACCCUGUCUGACUACAAUAUCCAGAAGGAGUCCACCCUGCACCUGGUGCUCCGUCUCAGAGGUGGGAUGCAGAUCUUUGUGAAGACCCUGACCGGCAAGACUAUCACCCUGGAGGUGGAGCCCAGUGACACCAUCGAGAACGUCAAGGCAAAGAUCCAGGACAAAGAGGGCAUCCCCCCUGACCAGCAGAGGCUGAUCUUUGCCGGCAAGCAGCUGGAAGAUGGCCGCACCUUGUCUGACUACAACAUCCAGAAGGAGUCCACCCUGCACCUGGUGCUCCGUCUCAGAGGUGGGAUGCAGAUCUUUGUGAAGACCCUGACCGGCAAGACCAUCACCCUGGAGGUGGAGCCCAGUGACACCAUCGAGAAUGUCAAGGCAAAGAUCCAGGACAAAGAGGGCAUCCCCCCUGACCAGCAGAGGCUGAUCUUUGCCGGCAAGCAGCUGGAAGAUGGCCGCACCCUGUCUGACUACAACAUCCAGAAGGAGUCCACCCUGCACCUGGUGCUCCGUCUCAGAGGUGGGAUGCAGAUCUUUGUGAAGACCCUGACCGGCAAGACUAUCACCCUGGAGGUGGAGCCCAGUGACACCAUCGAGAAUGUCAAGGCAAAGAUCCAGGACAAAGAGGGCAUCCCCCCUGACCAGCAGAGGCUGAUCUUUGCCGGCAAGCAGCUGGAAGAUGGCCGCACCCUGUCUGACUACAACAUCCAGAAGGAGUCCACCCUGCACCUGGUGCUCCGUCUCAGAGGUGGGAUGCAGAUCUUUGUGAAGACCCUGACCGGCAAGACCAUCACCCUGGAGGUGGAGCCCAGUGACACCAUCGAGAAUGUCAAGGCAAAGAUCCAGGACAAAGAGGGCAUCCCCCCUGACCAGCAGAGGCUGAUCUUUGCCGGCAAGCAGCUGGAAGAUGGCCGCACCCUGUCUGACUACAACAUCCAGAAGGAGUCCACCCUGCACCUGGUGCUCCGUCUCAGAGGUGGGAUGCAGAUCUUUGUGAAGACCCUGACCGGCAAGACCAUCACCCUGGAGGUGGAACCCAGUGACACCAUCGAGAACGUCAAGGCAAAGAUCCAGGACAAAGAGGGCAUCCCCCCUGACCAGCAGAGGCUGAUCUUUGCCGGCAAGCAGCUGGAAGAUGGCCGCACCUUGUCUGACUACAACAUCCAGAAGGAGUCCACCCUGCACCUGGUGCUCCGUCUCAGAGGUGGGAUGCAGAUCUUUGUGAAGACCCUGACCGGCAAGACUAUCACCCUGGAGGUGGAGCCCAGUGACACCAUCGAGAACGUCAAGGCAAAGAUCCAGGACAAAGAGGGCAUCCCCCCUGACCAGCAGAGGCUGAUCUUUGCCGGCAAGCAGCUGGAAGAUGGCCGCACCUUGUCUGACUACAACAUCCAGAAGGAGUCCACCCUGCACCUGGUGCUCCGUCUCAGAGGUGGGAUGCAGAUCUUUGUGAAGACCCUGACCGGCAAGACCAUCACCCUGGAGGUGGAGCCCAGUGACACCAUCGAGAAUGUCAAGGCAAAGAUCCAGGACAAAGAGGGCAUCCCCCCUGACCAGCAGAGGCUGAUCUUUGCCGGCAAGCAGCUGGAAGAUGGCCGCACCCUGUCUGACUACAACAUCCAGAAGGAGUCCACCCUGCACCUGGUGCUCCGUCUCAGAGGUGGGAUGCAGAUCUUUGUGAAGACCCUGACCGGCAAGACCAUCACCCUGGAGGUGGAACCCAGUGACACCAUCGAGAACGUCAAGGCAAAGAUCCAGGACAAAGAGGGCAUCCCCCCUGACCAGCAGAGGCUGAUCUUUGCCGGCAAGCAGCUGGAAGAUGGCCGCACCUUGUCUGACUACAACAUCCAGAAGGAGUCCACCCUGCACCUGGUGCUCCGUCUCAGAGGUGGGAUGCAGAUCUUUGUGAAGACGCUGACCGGCAAGACCAUCACCCUGGAGGUGGAGCCCAGUGACAUCCUAGAAACCAUCAAACUGAUGGGUAAUGGACACACCUUUCUCAGUAUAACCUCUAGCAACAAUCCUUCAUGCUUAAGAAGUGUCUGUUUCCCCUUUUAAGGUUUGAAAAGUUUUGUUGCACUUUAAAUAAAGUUCUUGCAUUCCCAAA